Sparassis crispa is the source of this 750-nucleotide messenger RNA. Its product is annotated as Protein AIM2. The record is from RefSeq and is a predicted model, not a curated record. Bases 1 to 750 code for a protein of 249 amino acids. NCBI's taxonomy places the organism in Eukaryota, Fungi, Basidiomycota, Agaricomycetes, Polyporales, Sparassidaceae. Gene Ontology annotation, molecular function: hydrolase activity. The transcript is spliced from 6 exons.
AUGAGCAUGUGCGCAGAUUGUUUCCGCGGUGUCCGUCAUGAGGGCGAGCCCGAAGGUAAGAUCGAACAGAUUGGAGGCAUCGAGUGCUACGUCGCCACGCCUUCCGUUGAUUAUGCGAAGGACAAGGUCAUCCUCUUCUUGACCGAUGCGUUUGGAAUCCCUCUGAUAAACAACAGGCUCUUAGCGGACGAUUUUGCGCGCAACGGAUUCAAAACGAUCAUCCCUGACUUGUUCAACGGUGACCCGAUUGAUGCGGCAGCGUUCGAAUCUCCCGGCUUCGAUUUCCUACCCUGGGUGGCCAAGCACCCUCCUAUCGCGACCUCAGCAAUAGUUGAGAAAGUUGUGAAGGUUUUAACGGAGAGCGGGGUAACGCGCAUUGGAACGACGUCAUACUGUUUCGGUGCUCAGGCCGCGUUCUACCUGGCGCGUGCCAACAUCAGUCGUGUAACAGUGCUUAGUCAUCCGUCUGCCCUAGACGUUCCCGCAGAUUUGGAGAGCUAUCACGCAAAGUCGAAGGCGCCCCUUCUGAUCAAUAGCUGUGAGGUCGAUCCGCAAUUUGGUCCAGACCGUCAAGCUGUCGCAGAUGAAAUCUUCGGCAGCGGGAAGUUUGCUCCUGGUUACCAGAGAACGUACUGGGAAGGCUGCGUCCAUGGCUUUGCUGUCCGUGGCGAUCUGAGUGAUCCGAAGGUGAAGGCCGGGAAGGAGGGAUCGUUCAAAGCAACCGUUGAAUUCUUUGCGAAGUACCUUUGA